UCGGGCCAGGGGCGAGUGGGCCAGGAUGUGCGACGGGCCGGCGAGGCGGAAGGUCGGGAUCGUGGGCUUUGGGCAUUUGGGCCAGUAUCUGGUGCAGAGACUCCAGGACGAGGGACCCCGGCACGGACUGGAACUCGCCUUCGUCUGGAACCGGGACGUGGGGAAGCUGCAGGGGAAGGUGCCGGUUCCCCUCCAGCUGCAGGAGCUGGGCCGGUUCCCCGAGCGCGCGGUGGAUCUGGUGGUGGAAGUGGCUCAUCCCUGCGUGGUCCGGGACCACGGCGCCUCCUUCCUGUCCGGGGCAGACUUCAUGGUGGGUUCCCCCACGGCGCUGGCUGACCAGGCCACGGAGAUGCGGCUGCGGGAAGCUGCCCGGCGUGGGGGGCACACGCUGUACGUGCCCCGGGGGGCGCUGUGGGGCGGCGAGGACAUCCAGCGGAUGGAUGACAGGGGCGUGCUGCAGGGCCUGAAGGUGACCAUGAUGAAGCACCCGGACAGCUUCCGGCUGGAGGGGGCGCUGCGGGAGCGGCUGGGGGCCGGGCGGGCCGUGCUGUACGAGGGGCCCGUGCGGGGCCUCUGCCCCCUGGCCCCCAACAACGUCAACACCAUGGCGGCCGCUUGCAUGGCCGCCCCCAGCCUGGGCUUCGACGGGGUCCAGGGGUGCCUCAUUGCUGACCCCGGCCUCCCUGACUGGCAUGUGGUGGAGGUGGAGGUGACCGGCCCGUCCGGCGAGCGCAGGGACCAGGCCUUCACGGUCACCACCUGCCGCAGGAACCCAGCCUCCCCCGGAGCGGUCACCGGCACGGCUACCUUCCCUUCUUUCUGGAGCAGCCUGCUGGCCUGCCAGGGCCACCGAGGGCAUGUCGUUUUGUGCUGAUGCUGGUUCGGGGCCGGAGGGACCCGGCUGAAGCCAGUGGGGCUGGUAGUGUGUGUUGCCGGAGGGCGGGGGAGGUGUCCCCUCUGACCAAGAGAUCAUUAAAGGGCAGGGUGGCAGGGAGGAAGGGUGGGAAAUCUUUUGUACUUGGUCCCAGAGGCAUGAUGGGGGGUUUAGUUCUUACUCCCUGGAGCUGAGUGGGAGUCACAGGGUAUGUAACCCCCUCCUGCAGAGACUGAUGUCAGCUGUUGCUUUUGGGUUAUGACGGGAACGGUACAGUAGAACCUCAGCGUUAUGAACACCCACGUGAUGAACUGGCCGGUCAAGAACACCUAGGGUGACCAGACAGCAAGUGUGAAAAAUCGGGACGGGAUGGGGGAUAAAAGGAGCCUAUAUAAGAGAGAGAUCCCAAAAUCCGGACUGUCCCUAUAAAAUCGGGACAUCUGGUCACCCUAACCACACCCCCUCCGUGGGAACCGGACCUACGCAGUCAUGCAACAGCCGCAGAGACAAACCGACAAAGCCAGUACAGUCCUGUGUUCAAUGUAACCGACUACAGCGAAAGUUUAAAAAAAGAGAAAGAUUUGAGGAGG
Messenger RNA from Mauremys reevesii (Reeves's turtle), 1464 nucleotides. RefSeq names its product aspartate dehydrogenase domain containing (gene ASPDH). The coding region runs from base 26 to 874 and encodes 282 amino acids. The record is from RefSeq and is a predicted model, not a curated record. Gene Ontology annotation, molecular function: L-aspartate dehydrogenase [NAD(P)+] activity; NADP binding. The transcript has 7 exons. Lineage: Eukaryota; Metazoa; Chordata; Testudines; Geoemydidae. Gene Ontology annotation, biological process: NAD+ biosynthetic process.